GAAACUGAGCUGGAGAGGACCUAAAACACAGUCAACGUGGAGCAUUACAGGUCUGCCUUGCCUAAAAAAACUUUAUUGUAAUAUUUUGGGGGAUUUAAGCAGCUUCUGUGAAAUGUUUCCUUGGGAUUUUAGUAUCAUAUGAGUAAAAAAUAAAUUGGGUAAAUGUUUUUUGCAACUGAUCGUCAUUCCAUAGUUCACUGGAGGUCGUAAUCAGCAGAAUGAAUUCUGUAUAUUUCUGUGGAGCAAGAAACGGCCAGGGGCCCUUUCAAUUGCAACGCGUCAACUCGUUAUUUCACGAGGCUCACCAGCAGAUGGCGCAGCAGUAUCAGCUUCAUACAGCGAGCAGUCCCGCGUCCACGCAGACUUUCACUGUGGCGGAGCGCCUGGCGGAACUCAUCCUUGAGGCACGCUAUGGGAACCAGCAAAAGCAGCGUCGCAGUCGCACCGCCUUCAGUGUGUCCCAGUUACAAGCGCUCGAAAAGGCUUUUCAGCAAACCCAGUAUCCAGAUGUGGGCAUGAGAGAGAGACUAGCAGUCUGCAUCAACCUCCCGGAGGCCCGUAUCCAGGUGUGGUUCAAAAACAGACGUGCCAAAUAUAGAAAAGGUCAACGCUUUGCACCCCUUUCCAAAGAAGAAAGCCAAAUGCAUCGUCCUGCUACUAAACAACGGAAACAAUUGGUGAAGAACCAGGAGAAAGGCUCUAAUUCAAAAUCUCAAUCCUCUUUUAGGGAAAACAACACAAUUUUUUCCUCGUCGGACUCUGUUCACCUUCAUUCCCACCCCAGACUGCACUCCUCUGCUGUUCUUUCAUUUAUUACUGGAGAACACUACCAACAACCGAUGCCUCAUGCACUUGGGCUGCUGUCUGCAGGUCUGCCUUUCUCUACUACAUAUUUGCCUUUAAUGCAACAGCAGCACAGCACAGCCGUCAAUCUCGUGCCAUUGGGGAAAUGCAACAAUCUCAUGCUUCACUCUGCCUGUCAAUCUAAAUCUUUGGUUCACCACCAUUUGGACAUGUAGCCAUACCAGCAACCGAUAAAACCCACUGAGCCAGUUGUCCUCAAUAGGAUGUGAAGAGGGAACAGGUGUUCCUGUGUUCCUCCCCCCAUCACAACAAUGUAACUUUUACCAUCAGAAUAACAGAAGGGUUUGGAUUUUGAUCUUUUUCUGUAAUUUUCAUUAAUUGGUUUUGAUUGGAUUUGUAUAAACUGGCUUAUUUUUUGAACUUUCAUGUCUGUUUUGCAUAGCUUAGAGCAUUAUUGAGAAAAAUGUUGUGUUG
Molecule: messenger RNA, 1278 nt
Organism: Cyprinus carpio (common carp)
Lineage: Eukaryota; Metazoa; Chordata; Actinopteri; Cypriniformes; Cyprinidae
Gene: dmbx2
Product: diencephalon/mesencephalon homeobox 2
Biological process (GO): regulation of transcription by RNA polymerase II
Molecular function (GO): DNA-binding transcription factor activity, RNA polymerase II-specific; RNA polymerase II transcription regulatory region sequence-specific DNA binding
Source: RefSeq, a predicted model, not a curated record